Molecule: messenger RNA, 4973 nt
Organism: Hemiscyllium ocellatum (epaulette shark)
Lineage: Eukaryota; Metazoa; Chordata; Chondrichthyes; Orectolobiformes; Hemiscylliidae
Gene: mrps26
Product: mitochondrial ribosomal protein S26
Exons: 4
Coding region: 293-916 (207 amino acids)
Cellular component (GO): mitochondrial small ribosomal subunit
Source: RefSeq, a predicted model, not a curated record
GUUGAUGGAACGCGUGUUCUCGCGGCGCUCACCUGUAACGGUCGCUGGCUCGCGCAGGCGGUUCAAAUCAAGGGCAUUGUUGGUCCCGCUCCCGGUUGUCAAGGUGAUAUUUCUCCCCCCCUCACACCCCCCCCCGCUCCGCAGCGAGGCUCGGGGAAGGCAGUCUUCAGGCCCUCGACCAAACGGAAGUGACUCGCCGGCUUCCGGUAAGAUGGCUGCGCCCAUGUGAGUGGCCGUUACUCUCGAACACACACACACACACACACACGCGCGGUUCCUCCGCACUCGGAGGAUGUGGGCCCAGUGCCGGACCCUCCUGCUCGGCCGCUGUCGGCCCGCCCUCUCCAUCCCGCACCGCGGCCGCAAGUCCCGCAACGACCCUCCCGCCAAAUCCAAGGCCGAUCGGCGGCGGGUGCCGACCCCGGUGGAUCCGGCGGAGCUGCUGGUGUUGAAGGAGCGGUACCGGCAGCACGUGGCUGUGAUCGGGGCCCUCAGGGCUGAGUUUAAGGAGGAAAUGCUGCGGAAGCGUUAUGAAGAGGAGGUGGGCUCAUUGGCUGAGGAACGAGCACAACUAGAAGCUGAAGAACAUCGGAGGCUCAUGGCUUUCAAUAAACUAGAGAAUGAACGACUCCAAAAAAUCCGUGAGGAGCGACUCCAAAGAGAGGCAGAAGAGGAGCAGGAGCAGAAACUCCAGGCAGCCAUCAGCAGAGAAAAAAAAAAGAUUGAGUUCCUAAAGGAGAAGGAACAGGAAGUGCUACAGCUUCAGGAGGAGGUGAAGAAUUUCAUCACGCUAGAAAAUUUGGAUCAACGGAUAGCAGAAGCUCUGGACAAUCCAAAAAAUUACAACUUUGCCAUUGACACGGAGGGCCGGAUCAUAAGGAGCCCCGUGAAGCAGCAGACCACACAGCACGGCUGAGCAGACACCUCAUCUGAACCCUGCACUGUUCUGCCAAGCUCACUUCUCUGAAGUGGCUGGUACUGGGGCGUCAUUAAUGUGAAAUUAGGAGGGAAGGUGUGAAUGCCUUCAAACAGUAACAAACUGUACAAUAGGUUGAUCAACUUAGCUUGGUUGAGGGAUAUCCUGAUCCAGCAAUCGAGCAAAACGUAGCACCUUCAAAAAUGUAUCCCAAUUGGACAUGUCUAUUUCAUACUGUCCAAAAGAGCUGUUUUCAGGAUGUAUAGGACUAGUUUUUUUUUCAGAGUUUAAAGUCAAUCAAUUCACUUAUAAGCUCCCCUGAUUAUUCUCUGCAACAGUGAAUCUACUUUCAUAAAGCUGGAGCUGAAUUGCGCCAAUAAAUACAACUCAGUUUGUGGUCUGGGUGUGCCUUGUAUCAAUAAUACAACAGUAAAUGUUUAUGUUACAGUACCUGUAACAUAAUAAGGCAAAAAGGCACAUUUAAUCUGGGUAUGCAUUAAAUAUAAUUGAAAAAGAUUUCACUUUUGAUGGUUUGCAUUGGCCUUAAAAGGCUUUGCAUGUGAAUAUUGAAUCGAUUACACAGGUGAUUUAUAACUUAUGAUGGUUAGUAGUUUACAUAGAAAAUGUCACAGUGAUUUUGAUGGUGGAAGGUCACUCAGUUGUGAGUGAUAACACUUCUGGGUCGAAAGAUAAAAAGGGUCCUAAUUUGCUAUGCCAUUCCAAAUGGGCUCACAGAAAUGUAUAGCGUGGAAACAGACCCUUCAGUGCAACUUGUCCAUGCUGACCAGGUAGCCUAACCUCAUCUCUUUCCAUUUACCAGCAUUUGGCCCUCUUCAUAAAUCCAUCCAGAUGCCUUUUAAAUGUUGCAAUUGUACCAGCCUCCACCAUUUCCUCUGGCAGCUCAUUCCAUACAUGUACCACCCUCUGUGUGAAAAGGUUGCCCCUAAAAUCCCUUUUAAAUAUUUCCCCUCUCAUCUUAAACCUAUGCCCUCUAUUUUAGACUCCCUUACCCUGGAAAAAAGACUUUUGGCUUUUCACCCUAUUGAUGCCAGUAUCACUGUUUUAGCACAGUGUCAGCUUAGUCUGUAUUUUCACCUUCAGAGCUGGAUGGAACUGAAUUUUUCAUGGGUGAUCCCUCAGGAUUAAGGGUGACUUGUCUGUAUCCCAGUUCAAUGUGUUCUGAGAUUGUUGAUAAAUCCAAUGGAUAAUUUGCAGACUUUGCCGUAUGCCAGUGGUGCUUGAAGGGUUAAGUAAAUCGGUUGUUUGGAGGUUUGUGCACACCCUUCACUACCUCAGCUUUACUCUGCAAGCUCCAGCUGUAUUCUCUGCCUGUGAUUGCUGCCAACCUGGAAUAAUCUUCUCAAGUGUUGGUCACAAAUCAGGACUUCUAGGAGUGCCGACAGGCUGUUUGACCUUUUGGAUGUGACCUGAGGACAUUCUUAAAGCGUUUCCAUUGUCCUUCUUCACACAACCUGCCAAGAACGAGUUCUACAUAAAGUGGGUGCUUCAAUGUCUGUGGUGGGCAAAUGAAUGAGAUGAUGGAAAACAAGGGUCUAACUGGAGACAAGGUUCAGAUCCCAUCAUGAUAGCUGGGGGAAUUGAAAUUCAAGAAAGAACUCUGGAAAAACACUCGUCUCAGUAAUGGUGACCACAAAGCUAUCAUUAAUCAUUGUAAAAAUCCAAGUGGUUCAUUAAUAUCUAUUUAGGGAGGGAAAUGUGUUGCUUUACCUGGCUUGACCUACAUGUAAUUUCAGAACCAUAGUGUGGUUGACCCUUACCUGCUGCCUUGAACUAUCCUGCCUACCCAUCUUCCUUCCCACCUGUCCACCCCACCCUCCCCACCGACCUAUCAACAUCACCCCCACCUGCAUCUGCCAAUCGCUUUCCCAGCUACCUUUCCCCACACUCCUAUUUAUCUCUCAGCCCUCUUUCUCCCCCCAUAUUCCUGAUGAAGGGCUUAUGCCCAGAACUUCAUCUCUCCUGAUGUUUGGAUGCUGCCCGACCUGUUUUUCCAGCUUUUCGACUGAUCUCCAGCAUCUGCAGUCCUCACUCUCUCAUUCACUGGACCUAGGUACGUUAUAAAUCAAAUCAAAAAAGGUCUUUAAAGUAUGUGCGGGCCUGGAGAUCACUGUUGCCCAGUAAGUCGUGACUUUUAACUUCGAUUUGAGACCCUGGUGCUCAAAUGGUUGCAGGCUGAGCUGGCAGCGUGGAGGUGAUGAUGAUCGUCUGUGUCUACCUUCCUUCAAACAGGGAUUUCCAAGGUGUGGGAAAUGGUCAACAUUCUUACUGAGUACUUAGAAUGGAGAGAGGCAAAUGAUUAAGAUCUUCGGCCAAGUGCUUGUGUUCAGGUAGAGGCGGUAGUAAAAUGGUAUUGUUGCUGCACUAGUAACCCUGGACUAGUUACAGACAAUACUCUGGGACCCAGGUUCAGGUCCCAUCAAAGAAAGUCUGGACCUAAAAGUCAAAUGAUGACCAUGAAACGUGAUUGUCAUAAAAAACCCAUCUGCUUUGCUAAUUAUCUUGUGUCAUCCUUACAUGUGGUUUUGAAGUGGUCCAGCAUAUUCAAAAUGAUUUUUAAGAAAACUGGGAAAAAAAAAUAAAGCCAGAUUACCUUGCACCAACCUGGAUACAAGAAAGGACAACGGCAAACUCAGCAAAGUCCCCCUCACCAUCAGUUAGGGGCUAGUACCAAAAUGCAGGGAGCUGUCUCACAAACUACUGAAGCAACAUCAGACAGAGUUAUACUCACAGAUAGUGUCCUACAAAAUGAAAUCACCAUCCCUGGGUAUGUACUCGCCCACCAUCAGGACAGAUCCAGCAGAGGUGUUGGUACAAUGGGGGAGACCUGACCUGACUCAUGAAGUCUCGUGGCAUCAGGUCAAACAUGGGCAAAGAAUGCUACUGAUCAUCUCAUACCACCUUCUCUCAGCUGCUUCGUCAUACAGCACAGAAGCAGACCCUGCUUCCCGACUUGUCCAUGCCCAACACGUUUCCUAAACUGAAUAUCACAAUUUCCUGCAUUUGCCCCAUAUCCCUCUAAACCUUUCCUCUCCGUGUAUCUGUCCAAAAGUAUUUUAAAUGUUUUAGUUGUACCUACCUCUACCACCUCCUCUGACAGCUCGUUCCAUAUACACAGUACCUUCUGUGUGAAGACGUUGCCCCUCAAGUCCCUUUUCCCUUCUCACCUUAAAUCUAUGCUUUCAAGUUUUGGACACCCUGACCAUGGGGAAAAGGCUUCGCUAUUCACCUUAUCUAUGCCCCACAUGAUUUGAACUGAGGCUGUAAUGAGGUUAGGAGUUGAAUGGCCCUGGCAGAAUCCAAACUGGGCGUCACUGAGCGGGCUAUUGCUGAGCAAUAACUGAGCUGUUUGAUAGCAUGUUAAUGAUACCUUCCAUCACUUUACUGAUGAUUGAGAGUAGACUGAUGGGGUGGUAAUUGGCCGGGUUGGAUUUGUCCUACUUUUUGUAUACAGGACAGACCUGGCCAAUUUUCCACAUUGUUGGGUAGAUGCCAGUGUUGUUACUGUACUGGAAUAGUUUGGCCAGGAGAGGGGCAAGUUCUGGAGCAUAAGUCUUCAGUACUAUCGCUGGAAUGUUGUCCGGGCCCAUAGCCUUUACAGUAUCCCAUGUCUCCAACCGUUUCUUGGUAUCACGUGGAGUGAAUUGAAUUGACUGGAGACCAGAAUCCUGCCAUUCCCCAGAGAUUUUGUGUAUGCUUAUUCAUAUGCUGACACAUUGACUUCUGCUGCUGGAAAUUGCCAGAAAUCAUAGUGUGCCACGAGAAAACAAUCUGAGGGCCUUUUAUUGGAACCUGUGGGAUACUGGGGAAACCAAAUUGGAUCAACCAUUUAGCACUUUGGGCUGAAGAUUGUUGCAAAUGCUUCCACCUUACCUUUCUCGCUAGUGUGAUACACCUGCCUAUUAUUGAAGAUUUAUUUAGAUUGAUUUAAAUUUAUUUAAUAUUGUAAUUGGUGCCCAGAAAAACGGAUAAUGUCGCCAUGCCCAGGCACUGUCUUGAAUUACAGAAUGACUUACUGAAUAAAUUGAUAUUAAAUUGA